CCAGUAUUGUUUCAGCUCGAGGAUUUCUCCAACGAGUUUUUAUCAAGACCAGGAAGCAAUGUCAUGCCAACCAUCCAGGGCGUCACGAAGGGAAUCCCCUAUUCCAAGUCCACAGCGGGAAUUGCGGAAGGCCAUGAAUCCCACACGCCAAAGACAACGCCUGGAGACUCACAUUCCCGUGGAACACUAAGGGCCAUUGCCCAAAGGCAACGUAUACAACGCGGAAACGAGCUGCAUAUUCCUCGACGGCAUGCCACAAGCGUCAAAGAGCAAAAUCACUACGUAUUCCAAGAACAAAAACGCAAAAGAUCAAGCAAACGAGAGCUCGCCCGAGCAAGGAAAGCUGGAAACACCGGAAACAUCGGAAUAGUCCGACCCCGACCAUGGGCGUACCGUGGAGGCAGCAGCGGACCACGACAUCUCGACAGCGACAUGUUACUCGAGGACCGCGCACACACAGCGAAGAGGUCGACAGGACCAGCAUAAACCCACCCACACACGCUGCUGUCCACGUCAUGGAUGACACCGGUCUGGAGGCAAUACCACCCGAGGCCUUUUCUGGCGAUGCAC
Pyricularia oryzae 70-15 is the source of this 570-nucleotide messenger RNA. RefSeq lists its product as uncharacterized. Lineage: Eukaryota; Fungi; Ascomycota; Sordariomycetes; Magnaporthales; Pyriculariaceae. Bases 64 to 486 code for a protein of 140 amino acids. The transcript has 2 exons. The record is from RefSeq and is a predicted model, not a curated record.